Cuculus canorus (common cuckoo) is the source of this 6398-nucleotide messenger RNA. It is a transcript of the gene PBX3, whose product is annotated as PBX homeobox 3. Gene Ontology annotation, molecular function: DNA-binding transcription factor activity, RNA polymerase II-specific; RNA polymerase II cis-regulatory region sequence-specific DNA binding. The transcript is spliced from 9 exons. Gene Ontology annotation, biological process: neuron development; eye development; embryonic organ development. Gene Ontology annotation, cellular component: nucleus. The record is from RefSeq and is a predicted model, not a curated record. NCBI's taxonomy places the organism in Eukaryota, Metazoa, Chordata, Aves, Cuculiformes, Cuculidae. Bases 696 to 1994 code for a protein of 432 amino acids.
CCCCGGCGGCGCGGCGCGCGGCUCCGCACAGGGCGGCGCGGGCGCGGUGAGUGAGUGGCGCUGGCGGGCUGUCAAUCCCUGCCGGGGCGGCCAUCAAACACCGCGGCUCCGCGGCCGUAAAUCCCGCCGACGCCUUCUGCCUUUUUUCCUCUUUUUUUCUCUAUUUUUUUUCCCCCCCGCGCGCUGCUUCGCGCAGAGUCUGUAAUUAAUUCUGUUUUCCGUGGCGGUUCCUCUCGCCCCGCGGCCGCCGCGCUUUCUUCGCCCAAGUUCAAACUUUCCGCCCCGGGGGCGCCGGGCGCUUCUCCUGGUUUUUCCCCUCAGCGAUCGCGCUUCUCGGCGUUUUUAUGUCGCGGUUCGGGGGCGGGGGUGUCGCCCGGGUUUGUUGUGGUUUUCGCCGUUUCCACCCUCCCAACUUCUGAAGGAUUUGAGAGCGAGCGCUUCGAUUUUCUACCUGUGUUUUCUUGUUGUUGAAUUUGCCUUAUUUUUUUUAUUUUUGCAAAGAUUAUUUUUUUGUGUGGUUUUUUUUUUUUUUUUGUUUGGACAAGUGAGGAAAAGACAUAAAAAAGCAGCCCUAAAAGCUCAGAGCCCCCCGGGGCGCCUCGGAGGAGCCGGCGGCGCCCGGCGAUGCGGGCAGCCCGCGCCUAGAGGCGGGCGGCGCGGGGCGAGGAGCGGCGGCCGCUCCGCCGGCGCGCGGCAUGGACGAGCAGUCCCGAAUGCUGCAGACCCUGGCCGGGGUCAGCCUGGCCGGGCACUCGGUGCAGGGGGGCAUGGCCCUGCCGCCGCACGGCCACGACGGCGCCGACGGCGACGGCAGGAAGCAGGACAUCGGCGACAUCCUCCACCAGAUCAUGACCAUCACCGACCAGAGCCUGGACGAGGCGCAAGCAAAGAAGCAUGCACUGAACUGCCACAGGAUGAAACCUGCCUUGUUCAGUGUCCUCUGCGAGAUCAAGGAGAAAACAGGUUUGAGCAUCCGAGGAGCCCAGGAGGAAGACCCUCCCGAUCCCCAGCUAAUGAGACUAGACAAUAUGCUUCUGGCAGAAGGAGUCUCAGGUCCGGAGAAAGGUGGGGGAUCGGCGGCAGCAGCUGCAGCGGCAGCAGCCUCUGGAGGGUCUUCAGAUAACUCUAUUGAACACUCAGAUUACAGAGCCAAAUUGACCCAGAUCAGACAAAUCUAUCACACAGAGCUGGAGAAAUAUGAACAGGCAUGUAAUGAAUUUACCACACAUGUGAUGAACCUGCUCAGAGAACAGAGCCGGACACGUCCUAUUUCUCCCAAGGAGAUUGAAAGAAUGGUGGGCAUCAUUCAUCGAAAAUUCAGCUCCAUCCAGAUGCAACUCAAACAAAGUACUUGUGAAGCAGUAAUGAUUUUAAGAUCAAGGUUCCUUGAUGCCAGACGAAAAAGGCGUAACUUCAGUAAACAAGCCACAGAAAUCUUGAAUGAGUAUUUUUACUCCCACCUCAGUAACCCUUACCCCAGUGAAGAAGCCAAAGAAGAGCUGGCAAAGAAAUGCAGCAUCACGGUAUCACAGGUGUCCAACUGGUUUGGCAAUAAGAGGAUCAGGUACAAGAAGAACAUCGGGAAGUUUCAGGAAGAAGCCAAUCUCUACGCGGCCAAGACGGCUGUGACUGCAGCGCACGCCGUGGCUGCAGCCGUCCAGAACAACCAGACAAACUCCCCCACCACACCAAACUCUGGUUCUUCUGGUUCUUUUAACCUCCCAAAUUCUGGGGACAUGUUCAUGAACAUGCAGAGUCUGAAUGGGGAUUCUUACCAGGGGUCCCAAGUCGGAGCCAAUGUGCAGUCACAGGUGGAUACCCUGCGUCAUGUUAUCAAUCAGACGGGAGGAUACAAUGAUGGCUUGGGAGGAAAUUCACUGUACAGUCCACAUAACUUAAAUGCUAAUGGAGGCUGGCAGGACGCAACUACUCCAUCUUCUGUGACUUCCCCUACAGAAGGGCCGGGAAGUGUGCACUCUGAUACCUCUAACUAAUCUCCUAGCAACACUUUUUCCCUGAGCUGAGAUGCCUUGAUUAGCGCAUUCAGAGUCGCAGGAGAAAAAGGAAAGAGUUUUUUGUAGCCAACCACCUACAGCUUUACUGUAAAACCUUGUCUUAUUAGAAAACUUGGUAAAUCUGUUUUUUAAAGGUAUCAUAAUCAUUUGUAUUUAUACUUAAAACACACAAUGUUAAAAAGCACUUUAUCCAAUUAGGCCAAGAUUUAGCGUUGUUUAUAGCCCUGUAACUAUUUUAUCAUAAUUUAUUAUCAGCAGUUUUAACAAUGUUGGUCUCACAGUUGCCAAUGACUUGGCCUUAAGGGUAAAAGUACAGGACAAGCUUAACCUCAAUAGCAAGAGCAGACACAAAGAAACACCUCACCUAAACUUAACUUUGUGCAUAUUUCCAUGGAAAGUCAACGUGAGUUGCAGACUUUGAUUGUGUUUAAUCUUUUCAUAUCUCUUAUAGAGUUGGAAUAAAAAGCGCUGUUGGGUUAUUUCGGUUAACAAUGGUUGUGUUUAAGAAUCCUUAUUCGUCACAUUUUUGUUGUCCUACAAAUGAGAUUGGAAACCAGGAGCAUCUUUUCUUGCUAAAACCGCCCGGACCCCAAGUCUCCUCCCUGUAUUCACACCAGACACAGGUUGUUCUUGGGAGGUGAAGACACUUGCUGCUGAUCUCUGGGAAAGCCAAGACCUGGGGUUUUACAGUAUGAGCAAGGUGCUGCACACGCCUGCCAGGAUUUGUUACCUCUUCUUGGCAGCAAACCACAAACAAAGGAAAAAAAGCAAAGGAAAAAGCACCAUCACACGGAGUGUUGUACAUAGUGUAGCAAAAGAGUAUUUAUACAUCUCACCAAUCAAACACAGCUUUAUUACCUCAUGCGAACUCAUACGAACCAAUAGACUUUCAACAUGUUCUGUAGCUUAGAGUGCUCACUUACUACCUCUGAACGAUACUCACGCUGUAGUUUGUCUCUUUCUUAUCUUUUUGCAUCUUGUAAUUAACUCUUUGUUUCCCCAUGAGCUGUAAUGUACAUUGUAAUCUUUUAAAAGAAUCAGGGUUGCGUCGGCAACUUCUAAAGAGGCGGAGACAUGGGGGUCUUAGGUUAAACACAGAACAGUGAAACUGUUGUAAAUACUGAGAAGCAUUUUGAAUGUUCUUCAUCUUGUUACUAAUUCACGCAAACCCCAACGACUAAUUGUGAUGCAUACAGACUUCAGUAUUCAGUACUGUACAUUCCCUGUGUAACAGGGGCCCUUUCUUCUCUCUUUUGUAUUGUAUGCGAUUCUGAAACUGAUUGAGUCAUGAAAAUAAUUUGUGGCAGUGAUUCUAAUGUAUUAAACCGUUUCGUGUUACUUUCUAACUGGAUUACACCCUGGAUUGAGAAGUCUUCCUCGUGGUAGUUCUAUGUAGUUUCAAACAUGAAUAAACUUUUUGCUUUCAUGAUCAAAUGUGGACGUAAUUUCUUCCUGCUCAGUUGAAAUCGGACCCAGGAGAGGAGGACGCUGCCACAAGGGCAUGAAAUGGAAGCUGAGCUUUUCUUUAAAUACCAGUAGCUCCCUGGUGCCCUCUUGCCUGGAGGAGACUGGAAAUCAUGGGAGACGUGCGUCCUGACAGGGAGCAGGAGUGGGAGCUUCCCACUGCCUCGGCCAGCCCUUGCCUCUGCCUUCACCCCAUUCUGCUCAGAGCGAAAACCCAAGUGGAGGUGAAGGAAGGGGUCAGUCCUUCAGAUGAGCUCAAAAGUUAUCAUCAUGUUCACUCUUAAUUACCAUCUUUAUUUAACAUUAACUUUGGGACCGCAGCCUGGGCUAGCAAGUAUAAUAUGAUUAUAAAAAUAUUUUUCUUUAUUAAGAAAACUUUUUUUUGGAAGGACGUAUAUCUAUAAAUGCUAAUUUUACGUCUUUUUAAUAAAGUAAAGGUCAAUAACAGGUAAUGGCCUAUUUACCAUAUCUCAAGGAAAUCGACUCACAGGAAAUCAGAUUAACGUUAAUCACUUGCAGCAAAUGGUCUUUGAUAAAUACAACUACUGCCCGGGUGGGUGCGUACACCAGGCAGGAGGAGCAGAGCACUCACCGCUGCCGGCCCCGCUGCGCUGGAGCCCAGGCUUGGCUGUGCUCAGAGGAGCUGCCUGCCCACCGUGGUCCCGUUCCAGUCAGUUGUUCAGGCCUUCAGGUGGUGUCUUGGUGGCUCCAUGAUUAUUUGCAUGAUCUAAUUAGCUCGUGGCUCAGCUUCACUUAUCACGAUUCUUGUAUCAGGGUAUUUGGUGAAACACCUUUGUUUGGCCACUCUCUUUCCCCUCCACAUCCCGCGUGCCCUCGUGCCCCGGCCACUGCUGCCGCUUUUGUUUCUGGAGCAGACACAACUUCUCUAUCAGCUUUAGAACUGAAAACUGCUUCUUUCACCGCAGGUGGUGCAUUUAAAUAAGUAACAGAAUACCUAGAUGUGCGUUGCAAAGCCUUCGUUGUCAGUUAACGAGAGUUGGGGUGGAUGGGGACCGUGGACUUCCAAAGACUUCUGUGUGUGGAGGGCAAAGUGCUGAUUUGCAUUUGCUGAUGGAGCUCCCCAAGUCCAUGCGCCCGCUGUUCACGCUGCAGCUCCAUGGAAUCAGUGUUUUAAAUGUGAAGUGUGUCAGUGGAGGCGUAGGCAGCGUAAUGAACACGCAGACGUCCCUCAUCUUGAUCACAUCUCUGCUGCCCACAGGCAAGGACCUGUCACACGCGGAGGAGGUUCAUAGGAAGGCCAUCAACAACCUUUGGGCUGCACUCGCGUGCCCGCGCCCGCUGGGCAUCAUUAGCGUGCUGCUUUACAGCAUUAAGGGUUUGGGUCCCUUUGAAUUACAAGUGCAAUUUGGCCUUGCCUUACAUUGGGGAACAGCCACGUGGCUGCAUGGCAAAUAAUAAACAUCUUAUCCUUGAGGCCUGAUCACACAUCAGAAGGGUUUACUGCAAGCACCAGCGUUAGGAUCGUGCUGCCAAUGCUAUUGUAUUUCACCCAGUAGCGGCACCCGAAGGGCCGGCAGAGACUCGCGCAGGAGCAGUGGCUCUUGCAAAGAUCCCUGCUGCACGCACACAUCCUGCACGAGGCCAUGGCCCUGCAGCCGUGAGGAGCUCUGUUGCCGCAGCACCGCGUGCUCAUCCCGGGGUGGGGAGGAGAUCCUUGGCCCUCCCGCCUUGCUUGAUGGUACCACUCCGAUUGCCUGGCCCAGGCUGGAGCUGUUGGCGCGUGUGAGCACCACCGCGACCAAAGCAGCCACAGCCCUGUGCCUCCAACGCGCCAUCGUGGCAGAGGAGCAAAGCCUCGCCAGCCCCCUGUCCCGCGCCUCCCGCUGACCCGGGACAUGCCAGCUCAAGCUCGGUAGGAACAGCCGGGGUUUGCCCUGGGAUCGCCGUCUCCUGUGUCCGGCACUGUCCUGACGAAGGUGCCUGCUGCUGUCAUCACUGCGCUGCACAUCACCGGGCUGCGACAGGGGCGAGGAUGUCCAGAGGAGAGACCCGUGGUGCUGCCCUGUGCACAGCACAGCUGGGAAUCGGCCCCAGCUCCAUCCCACCCACCAGGCAGGGGGUCUGCGGCACAGCCACUGCAGUGCAGGGAGCAGGAGUGGGUGCAGGAAGCCCCACGGUCAGGGAGAAGCAGCACCGGGGUCCCUGGCAAACUUAGCCAGUUUGCAACUUGCAGAGCCGCGGCAGCAGCCCCAUGAGGAAAAGCAAAGCUUCGUGUGCCAAAACUGAAGCAGGCUGUGAUGUCCUCCCCCUGGCAUUCAGACACCGAGCUCCUGGCUCUGUGUAGCUGUCCUUGGAUGCAACGAGGGACCCUCAGCCCAGGAAUGGAAGAGUCGAGGAGAUCAUGACUUGGCAUGUCCAAAUCCAUGCCCUAUGGUUGAUGGAGGCAGCGCUUCUGAUGGUGCAAAAUUGGUGUUAAAUGUGCAAGGCUGAACGGUGCGGGGUCGCCCUAUAGUGAUGACUAUUGCAAAGACCACACACAAGUUCAAUGUAAGAUGCUGAUGCCAAUGUCUGUGCCAUGUAUUUCCAACGUGAAUAAAAUAGCUCUGAGUAACUGAAGAUGUUUCCAGUUUGUGUUAAUAAAAUACAUCUUUUGAAAGAAUGGAAUUCUUCAAAGAUUGGCAAAUUUUAUUUUAUUUCAUUAGCUUUAAUGUCACUGCCAUAUGGACUGUGAAGAAAAGUGAACCAUUAGAUGAGAGGGACUGAGUUAUCAGUGUGACACAGAAAGCAUUGAUACAAUUGUUAAGGGUAAGCUCUGGGAGUGAUUUAUUGCAGGCAUUGUAUUAGCCACAGAGGAGUUAUGAUAUGCUCCCCAUUCCUGUAUCAUAUUAGGAUUUUAUUAGUCUAAUAUGACACGGUAAUAUAAUAUAUGAUUAGAAUUCCCAUCCAGUUAGCCUUCCC